Molecule: messenger RNA, 3122 nt
Organism: Vigna angularis (adzuki bean)
Lineage: Eukaryota; Viridiplantae; Streptophyta; Magnoliopsida; Fabales; Fabaceae
Product: proline-rich receptor-like protein kinase PERK4
Exons: 9
Coding region: 897-2813 (638 amino acids)
Biological process (GO): protein phosphorylation
Molecular function (GO): ATP binding; protein kinase activity
Source: RefSeq, a predicted model, not a curated record
AACAAUGGACCGAGCAAAGAACGAAAUUUGUCCAUAUUUUUUUUCAAAGAAGUUACUAGUUCUUGUGUUUUGGGUUAAACACGGUAAGAUUCUGUCGUUAUGUUUUCAUAUACAUAAAUUUAGUCUUCAAACUUUUAAAAAACACAACUUUAGUCUCUCUUACUUUCAAAAACAUGAUUAUAUUUUAGAAUGAAGAGACUAAUGACCUGUUUAGUGAAAGUUUUCCUCCUCUGACCUGUGUUCAAUGUUCAAUAUCUUGUUAAAAGCUGUGUUCAAACAUAUCUAGAGUAUUAUUUCAAAAAGGGGAUAAAUAGGGAAAAAAGAAGGGUUAACAUUGCUAAUAUGCUAUAAAUGGGAUUGUGGGAUAGUUAACAAUGAGAAAAAUAUAUAUUAAGUAGUGUAGUAAUUUAUGGUGAUUUACUUCUCAUACUGAAAAUAAAGCCUAUUAAAGUUUAAAAUGUUAUUUUUGGUGAAUAUAUGCAAGUGUUUUUGGUAAGGUAUUUCAAGGUAAAAUGUGGUAUGAGUGAGCAGAAUCCUGUAAGGGAAUUAUGGCCGAACAUGGGAUAACAGAAGGAAGACCAGCCAAAAAUGGUAAAAGCUAUAACUGAUUCAAACUAAGCAAAAGGUGGCAGAGAGAAAUGCAUUGAUUGAGAAAAACAUAGGUCCUCCUUUGUAGGAGACCAUUGAGGAAUAACAGCAAAACCUCCUUUCGUAUUAUGGACUUUUUAGCAUGCAACACGUUUCUCUUUUUCUUUCUGUUGAGAACCCCUGUUUUCUUCCAAUCAGGGGUCCAACCGUUUGUAGGUGGUGUUUCCGGCAACGUGCUCUUCUGGAUACAAACCUUUGGCCGGAAACCAUAAUUAAGUGCUUCAUGUGAAUUCUGAGAUACAGUAACAAUGUCUUCCUCUCCUCACAACAGUUCUCCAGAUAAUGAAAUACCUGAUGAUUCCACCCCAGACAACAGCACCCCGGACAACAGCACCCCUGAUGACGCUGACAACUCUUCUUCAACACCAUCAAAUUCAUCACCGCCACCAUCUCCACCGCCACCUUCAUCGCCACCUCCAUCUCCUCCACAAUCAUCUUCAUCUCCACCUCCGCCAACCCCAUCAGAAAAGUCCUCUCCUUCCCCUCCAACUUCAACCAAUCCAAGCCCGCCAUCACCCAAUACUUCCCCACAGACACCUUCUCCACCCGCUUCAUCACACUCUCCUCCCUCUUUUAAAUCACCCACUCCUCCACACAAAUCAUUGCAACCUCCACCCGCUUCAAAAAAUAGUGGCAGUGGCAGUAGCGGUAGUGGUAAACAUGGAAACAGCGAUAGCAGUGAUCGUGGCAGCCACGAUAACAGUAAAGCCAUAGUUGGAGCAGUGCUUGGGGUGGGGAGCGUGCUUCUUGUUUUGGUCAUCGUCUGCGUUAUCUGUUCCAGGAAGAAGAAAAAGAAGAGAAUGUACUAUUACGGAGAGCAAUCAUUCGGAAAAGGGAAUAACAACUAUUACAAUAGUGGGCAACACCAGGGUUAUUACGGAGGUCCACACGGGGACCAUGUUGUGAGGGUGCAAAACGGAAUGGUUCCCGGUGGUGGUGGUGGUGGGGGUGGGGGUGGGGGUGGUGGUGGAGGUGGGUGGGGUGCACCACCUCCUCCUAUGAUGCAUAGCGCUGAUAUGAGCUCCAACUACUCGACGGGACCACCCCCUUUGCCUCCUCCCUCACCAACCCUUGCUCUAGGCCUCAAAGGUGGCACCUUUACUUAUGAGGAACUAUCUGCUGCCACCAAUGGAUUCGCUGAUUCAAAACUGAUAGGACAGGGUGGCUUCGGUUAUGUCCACAUGGGUGUGUUGCCUAACGGAAAGGAAGUGGCAGUUAAGAGUCUAAAAGCAGGAAGUGGACAGGGAGAACGAGAGUUCCAAGCUGAGAUUGACAUCAUCAGUCGUGUCCAUCAUCGCCAUCUUGUGUCACUCGUUGGAUACUCUAUUUCUGGCGGCCAGAGAAUGUUGGUCUAUGAAUUUAUUCCCAAUAAAACCUUGGAAUAUCACCUUCAUGGAAAGGGAAGGCCUACAAUGGAUUGGCCUACCAGAAUGCGAAUUGCGAUAGGAUCAGCCAAAGGACUGGCUUAUCUUCAUGAAGAUUGUCAUCCUCGUAUAAUCCAUCGUGAUAUUAAAGCUGCGAAUGUCCUCAUUGAUGAUAGCUUCGAGGCAAAGGUUGCUGAUUUUGGAUUGGCUAAGUUGACCACCGAUAAUAAUACUCAUGUAUCGACUCGAGUCAUGGGAACUUUCGGGUACCUAGCCCCAGAAUAUGCAUCAAGUGGAAAAUUGACUGAGAAGUCUGACGUUUUCUCAUUUGGGGUCAUGCUAUUGGAGCUCAUAACUGGGAGGCGACCUGUGGAUCACACAAGUGCCAUGGAUGACAGCUUAGUAGAUUGGGCUCGACCACUACUGAAUCGUGGAUUGGAAGAGGAUGGCAACUUUGGAGAGUUGGUUGAUCCAUUCUUGGAGGGAAACUACAAUCCUCAAGAAUUGGCUAGGAUGGCAGCUUGUGCUGCUGCUAGCAUUCGACAUUCUUCCAAGAAACGUGCAAAAAUGAGCCAGAUUGUAAGAAUAUUGGAAGGAGAUGUGUCGCUGGAUGAUUUGAAAGAUGGGAUGAAGACAGGGCAGAGUACUGUUUUCAAUUCUUCAUCUGGGUCAGAUCAGUAUGAUACAAUGCAGUACAAUGCAGACAUGGAAAAGUUUAGAAAGGCAGUGUUUUCUAGCCAGGAAUUUGGCAUGAGCAGUGGUGGCUCUAGUAGUGAAGUGAGCCAGAAACAGAGGCUUUAGAUUGCGGAACUGAUGAGAUUACUUACCAAUUGUGGCAGAAACGAAGUGACCAGUUACUGCAUUUUAUUGUUUGAUUGGCAUGCGUGCAUGGGAAGUGAGGUCUCAAUUUGUAGACAACUGAACUGAGCUUGGUGCCUUCAACCGUUUCAGGGUGCGUUUGAUGAGGCCUAAGGUCAAUGUAAUGUUAUGUGGCUUGCAUCUUUUGUUCAAUGUUUUAUGUCCUUUGAUGUAAGAGCACAUGUAUGGAAUGGAGUCUUGAACAUAAAUAUAACCCUUAUCAUUGAUGCAAUGUUUAUUGUAUUUGUUUCA